Thyridium curvatum is the source of this 1299-nucleotide messenger RNA. RefSeq lists its product as uncharacterized. The record is from RefSeq and is a predicted model, not a curated record. Bases 1 to 1299 code for a protein of 432 amino acids. The transcript has a single exon. NCBI's taxonomy places the organism in Eukaryota, Fungi, Ascomycota, Sordariomycetes, Thyridiales, Thyridiaceae.
AUGAACGCUAUGCUGCCUCACGGAAACCGACGAGGGCCGUGGCGGUCAUUGGCCGCCAUUGCAGCUCUCUCAUGGCCAGCCCUGGCGGCCACACCGCCAGCAGUCUUCCAGGCGAACCCGAGAGUUGGCCCGGGCGGAACGAGGUUCAAAGACUCACCACACUUCCGCAUCUAUAAUUCGCCAAGCGAUAGUGCUGCCGACUCUGCGAUCAAGAGCCUCGAGGCAGCCUAUUCGUGCUUUGUCGACGACCUCGGCUGGCGGUCUAGCGGCUUAUCAUUCAGACAGGAAGACGACAACGGGCCGUGGUACAAGGUCAACGUGUACACCGUGAGCACCCUGCCCGGCGCGGCCGCCAAUACAGGCACGGACCAGACGGCCGGGCUCAGCUUCCUCAAUGUCGUCACCCAGUAUCUGACCGAGCCUUCGAUCACGGUCCACGAGUUCGGCCACGCGCUGACAUAUGCAGAGCGCUAUUGGAUCGACCAGAUCCGCACCGGAGCCUGGUGGGAGCCGGUGGCCAACUUCGUCGCCGACACGUAUUUGACUUCGCCGCUCUGCACCCCCGCGCGGUCCCGUUUCGGCCAGGCCGAGGGGAGCACGCUCAUCGACCUCAAUAAGGUGCUGGGCGACUCGCACCAGGUCAUCGUUGACGGGACACGCGACUCGGGGAAUUACUACCAGUCCUGGCCGUUUCUGACCUAUAUGCACAACAACCCGGACAACUACGCCGGACUCGGUCUCGCCACGUUCCCGGGCGUCUGGACACGCUACCAGCGGAACAGCAACGAGACGCCACUGCACGUGCUCAACCGCCUGGUGUCGCCUGCGGUUCGCAUCCAGACGGUAGUUGCUCGGUAUUGGGCGCGCAUGGCGUACGUCGACAUCGGCCACGCCCAGGCGGCCCGUCAAUUCGCUGCACAGAGGAGCAGCAUCAACUACGCGAAUCUCGACAGCCAGGGAGGUGGCCGCUACCGGGUCAAGUCGUCAAGACAACCGCGGUAUAUGGGCGCCAACAUCAUCCCUCUGAAAGGUUCCGGCACGAGCAUAGGCGUCGUCGUAACGGCUUCCAGCGGCAUGCCCUUCACAGCAACGCUGGCAGUCCGAUCGCCCAGCGGGUCGGUGAGAUACGUCGACCUUCCCGGAGGGUCAGGCAGCGCGACGCUCAGCAACGGAGAGGAAGCUAGCUUGGUGGUGGUCAACACGCCAGCCACAUUGUAUCUAUACGACCCUUUUUCGUUGACGAGUGAAGUCAGCAGAGGGUUGGACUAUCAGCUCCAACUCACAGGAGCGACGGCGUGA